UUUGUUUGGUUGGUGAAGUUUUUUAUACUGUAUGAUAAAAAGUUUUGAUUUUUAACAUUUUACUCAUUGGAAAAGGGAUUUUCUGAUUGGUCACCUGGAAAAAAUCUGGUGAAGUUGAGAUUUUUCAAGUUUUUUUUUUUUUUUGUUUAAUUGAAGUAGUCGAGACCAGAAUCUACAAGAGGAUUAUAUAAUAAUCUUGAUUAGGCCUUUCACAUGAUGAUGAUGAUGAUGAUGAUCAUUCAUAUUUUUGGUGUGGAUGAAGAGGUUUAGAUAAAUCGUUUAGCUUGGUUUCGAUCCAUGUUUGUUCUUCCACAAGUUAUUGUUCUGAUAUAUGAUGCUGUUUUGCUUCUGUGUCUCUGCCUCUUUAGUCGAUGCUCUGCAGCAAAUCGCUAACACAUUGGGCUCGAGAUUCUGGAAAUUUGAUGCUGAAGGUUGUAAGAUUGAAAAGGUUGGGUUAACCGAAACUCCUCCUCCAACAGCUAAGCAAGAGAUAGAAUGUGAAUGCAGUCCCACUAACGAAACUGAUUGUCAUAUUGUCAAAAUUGCAUUCAAGGACCAUAAUCUUCCAGGAACUCUUCCUCAGAUAGUCAAGCUUCCCUACCUUCGGGAGAUAGACUUGGCCUACAACUACCUCAAUGGGACCUUACCACGUGAAUGGGCUUAUUCAAAUUUAACUUUUAUAUCUCUUCUUGUGAAUCGGCUGUCAGGGGAAAUUCCGAAAGAGUUUGGAAACUCUUCGGCACUAACAUACUUGGAUCUUGAGUCAAAUGAUUUUUCUGGAACUAUUCCUCAGGAGCUUGGGAACUUAGUCCACUUGAAAACACUGUUGCUUUCCUCCAACAAAUUGACGGGAAAUUUGCCAGCUUCACUAGCUAGACUACAGAAUAUGACGGAUUUCAGGAUUAACGAUCUCCAACUUACAGGAACAAUUCCAAGUUACAUACAGAACUGGAAGGAACUCAAGAGACUAGAAAUGAUUGCAUCUGGUCUCACUGGUCCAAUCCCAUCGGUCAUCUCAGGUCUGAGCAAUCUAGCUAAUCUGAGGAUCAGUGAUAUAGGUGGACCAGUCCAACCAUUCCCUUUGUUGAAGAACGUAACAGAAUUAUCUAAACUGAUAUUGAAGAACUGUAACAUUUCUGGACAUAUUCCUGCUUAUCUUUCAUCUUUCAAGGGUUUGGAGACACUGGAUUUGAGUUUUAACAAGUUGGUUGGGAAAAUUCCGUCAUUUGCACAUGCAGAAAAUUUACGGUUUAUAAUUUUGGCUGGAAAUAAGCUAGAGGGAGAAGCUCCAGAUGAAUUACUAAGGGAUGGAAUCACAUUAGAUCUUUCAUAUAACAAUCUAAAGUGGCAGAGUCCUGAAAGUCGUUCUUGUCGGCCAAACAUGAAUUUGAAUCUAAACUUGUUUCAGAGCACUUCUACGAAAAAAUCGAGCAAAUUUCUGCCGUGCAUCAACGAUUUCAAAUGCCCUCGAUAUUCUAGCUGUUUACAUGUGAACUGCGGUGGAAGCGAUAUAUAUGUGAAGGAGAAAAAGACAAAAGAAUUAUAUGAAGGAGAUGGAGGGGUUGAAGGUGGUGCUGCAAAAUAUUAUUUGAAGCCUGACGCUAAUUGGGGAUUUAGCAGUACAGGGGACUUUAUGGACGACAAUAAUUUCCAAAAUACAAGAUUUACCAUGUUUGUCCCGGCAUCUAACUUGUCUGAUCUAUACAAAACAGCGCGAAUAGCUCCAGUAUCUCUUACUUACUUCCAUGCCUGCUUGGAAAAUGGGAACUACACUAUAAAUCUAGAUUUUGCUGAGAUGCGAUUUACCAAUGAUGAAAACUAUAGCCGGCUUGGGAGGCGCUUGUUUGAUAUUUACAUUCAGGAGAAAUUAGUGGCAAAGGACUUCAACAUCAUGGAUGAAGCGAAGGGAGCUCAAAAAUCUCUAACCAAAACUUUUACUGCCAAUGUGACAAACCACUUUUUAACCAUCAGGUUGCGUUGGGCUGGUAAAGGAACUACCAGGAUUCCCACUAGAGGGGUUUAUGGUCCUCUCAUAUCGGCUAUUUCCAUAUCUUCAGAUUCUAAGCCAUGCUCACGUCCGGAUACUGGAAUGAGCAGGGGAGCAUAUAUUGCAGUUGGAGUUGGUGCCCCAUGUCUUCUUAUCUUAAUCGUGGGAAUUUUGUGGUGGUGUGGCUGCCUUCCACUAUGUGGUAAACGACGAAAAGAUCCCUAUGAAGACGAGUUGCCUUCUGGAACUUUUACAUUAAGGCAAAUCAAAUUUGCUACAGAUGACUUCAAUCCAACUAACAAGAUUGGAGAAGGUGGUUUCGGUGCAGUAUUCAAGGGUGUGUUAGCAGAUGGAAGAGUUGUAGCAGUUAAGCAACUCUCAUCUAAAUCAAGACAAGGGAAUCGAGAAUUUCUAAACGAGAUAGGCGCAAUAUCUUGUCUUCAACAUCCAAAUCUUGUCAAGCUUCAUGGCUUCUGUGUCGAGCGGGCUCAGCUAUUACUGGUGUAUGAAUACAUGGAAAAUAACAGUCUAUCUAGCGCGUUAUUCAGUCCAAAGCAUAAGCAGAUACCACUGGACUGGUCUACUAGGUUUCAAAUUUGCUGUGGGAUUGCAAAGGGUCUCGCGUUUCUCCAUGAGGAGUCACCAUUGAAGUUUGUACACAGAGAUAUCAAGGCUACAAAUAUUCUAUUGGACAAGGAUUUAACUCCCAAGAUAUCUGAUUUUGGAUUGGCUAGGCUAGAUGAAGAGGAGAAAACACACAUCAGCACAAAAGUUGCUGGGACUAUAGGAUAUAUGGCACCAGAAUACGCACUGUGGGGUUACCUAACUUUCAAAGCAGAUGUCUACAGCUUUGGCGUCUUGGUUCUAGAGAUUGUCGCUGGCGUAACCAACAGUAAUUUCAUGGCGGCAGGGGAUUCUGUCUGUCUCUUGGAAUGGGCUAACGAGUGCCUAGAAUCAGGGCACUUGAUGCAAGUGGUGGAUGAGAGAUUGAGGCCUGAAGUGGACAAAAAAGAAGCAGAAACAAUUAUAAAAGUCGCUCUCGUGUGCUCGAGUGCUUCUCCAACAGAUCGUCCUAUCAUGUCAGAGGUCGUUGCGAUGCUCGAAGGUCUCUAUCCAGUGCCAGAGUCAACACCAGGAAUAAGUAAGAACUCAGGGGAUAUAAGGUUUAAAGCAUUUAAAGAUUUAAAGAAAGGCAUGGAGAACAGCAGUAAAACGCAGCGUUCGGUUAAAAGUUAUCCUUCUUCUUCAUCAAUUUCUUCUGGGGCUGGACAAGUAGUUCAAGAAACAAACAAAGAAGAAUCAAGAAACUGAAGAGCCUCCCAAUGCAUUACCUCUCUUUUUGAAAUGGUCUGACUAUUAAUUUUGUACAAUGUUUUUGAGUUCAUCCCACGAUUAGUCAUUUACAGUAAUUCCCCAUUUCUGUAUUUAGGUUCUUUUAGUUGGGGACUGAAUAUUGUGGAGAAUCAAAACUCAAAAGAUAUGUAACCAGUGAUCUUUUCUAAGUCAUACUUUUUAAGCCUCCAAAAUUAACUGAAAGAAAAAGUUUAUUCUUA
Capsella rubella is the source of this 3540-nucleotide messenger RNA. RefSeq names its product probable LRR receptor-like serine/threonine-protein kinase RFK1. The record is from RefSeq and is a predicted model, not a curated record. Lineage: Eukaryota; Viridiplantae; Streptophyta; Magnoliopsida; Brassicales; Brassicaceae. Gene Ontology annotation, biological process: protein phosphorylation. Bases 332 to 3298 code for a protein of 988 amino acids. Gene Ontology annotation, molecular function: protein kinase activity; ATP binding; protein binding. The transcript is spliced from 24 exons.